AUGCGUCGUCUACACAGAUACGUCGAGUGGGAGACAAACCCGGACCGUAAAGCGAUUGCGAGCCAGAUCCUCAAGACGAAACACUUCACUCCUAUUCCAGAGUUCCAGUUUGAUCCUCUGCCAAAGACCAAUCCGAUCUUGAUCGGCCACCGUUGGAAGGAGUACCAUGAGGCGCUCGGGUUGAAGAACGUCGUGGAUUUCAGCUGGGAGAUGGUCCAAAAGGAAAAGUCUGACAUGCUCCACGUGCUCGAUUUCCCGUAUAAUGGGGAGACAAAACGCGAGCAUCUCAUGGGCGACGGCAAGAUCACGAAAAACGAGCAUCAUUUGCACGUUCCGCUUCUAUCCCAUCGGCUAACUGGCCAUCUGACGAAUCUAUACAGCAUCCGCAAUCACGGAGGCGUCCCCGACAUUGAUGAGAAUGCUUAUGAACUCGAAAUCGGCGGGCUCGUGGGCAAGCCUUGUACCAUCUCCUUGAAGGACCUCCAAGAUCCCGCACAGUUCCCGCAAGCUGAGGUCACAGUCACGCUGCAGUGUAGUGGCACCCGCAGAGUGGAGCAGAUCGCACUGUAUCCAGGUGAUGGCGACGAGCUCAUCAACGCUCCAUGGGGUGAAGGUGCUAUAGGCACUGCGGUCUAUCGUGGAGUACCGCUGAAGAAAGUGUUGAAACGUGCCUGCGGAGGGGUUCUGCCCGAGUGCAGUCAUCUUGAGUUCAUCGGCGCCGAUACAUAUUUCAAGAAAGGGAAUGUGUUCAACUAUGCCGUCUCCGUCCCCUGGCGCAAGGUCCGCGCGAACGAGGAAGUGUUACUCGCUUGGGAGAUGAACGGGCAACCGCUUCCGAAGAUUCAUGGAGCGCCACUUCGCGUCGUGGUUACAGGCUACAUCGGCGCUCGUAGCUGCAAAUGGGUUUACAGAAUCAAUGCCCUGCCAGAGCCCAGCAUGGGGCCAGUGCAGCAGCAGGAGUACCUAUAUUACAACCAGCAGGCGAGCUCGUACGCUGCAUGUGACCGUCGCUCCAUCGGCAAGUUCAACUCGCUCUACUCCAAUGGUUUCUCCAUCCAAGGCAUGCCGGUCUCGAGCGCCAUCAUGUACCCAGUCGAUAGAAGUGUCAUCGUACACGAAGGGAAGGUGGAACUCUCUGGGUGGGCAUACAGCGGCAACGGGAAUUGGCCCGAGAGGGUUGAAGUUUCCCCCGAUGGCGGUCAUGUUUGGUAUGCCGUUCAACCUGACGACCUGACGCAGAAGCAUUACCAUGCAUGGCGCCUAUGGAAGAUCACCAUCCCUGUGGAUGCCGAGGGCUGGCUCGAGUUCUGCGUUCGAACAUGGGACUCGUCCAACAAUACCGAACCAACGUUCGUCCGGUCCGCAUGGAACUGGGACCUGCACGUCACGUCGAGCUCGCAUCGCGUCAGACUUUACAGCGUGAACAAGCUCAGACCCUUGACCGCCAAGAGAUUGGCGGAGUUGGAGGCUCAUGGCCAGGCGAUCGAACCACUUACACUGCCGGUCGGGUUCUCCCUCGAGAGCGUCGAAGAUUACCACGAAGCGAUGCGCAAACACCCACGAGAGCCGAAGGAUUGA
Messenger RNA from Punctularia strigosozonata HHB-11173 SS5, 1578 nucleotides. RefSeq names its product sulfite oxidase mitochondrial precursor. The record is from RefSeq and is a predicted model, not a curated record. Gene Ontology annotation, cellular component: mitochondrion. The coding region runs from base 1 to 1578 and encodes 525 amino acids. NCBI's taxonomy places the organism in Eukaryota, Fungi, Basidiomycota, Agaricomycetes, Corticiales, Punctulariaceae. Gene Ontology annotation, molecular function: molybdenum ion binding; oxidoreductase activity. The transcript has 12 exons.